This is a messenger RNA of Saprolegnia diclina VS20, 328 nucleotides long. RefSeq lists its product as hypothetical. NCBI's taxonomy places the organism in Eukaryota, Oomycota, Saprolegniomycetes, Saprolegniales, Saprolegniaceae. Bases 21 to 296 code for a protein of 91 amino acids. The transcript is spliced from 3 exons. The record is from RefSeq and is a predicted model, not a curated record.
ACCAGCUUCUGCACAAGCGCAUGGGUCUCUCUCACCUCAUUCUGGCCACGUGUGGCCUCGCGCUCGCCAGCGCCGUCGAGAGCAACGAGACUGUCACCGCCGUCGAGAGCACCGAGGUGAUCCAAACCGAGAGCUUGGCCGAGACCAACACGACGUCGGUGCAAUGGAAGCCCAUGGCCAUCGCGCACGGCACGGGCUACUGGAGCGGCCAAAUCAAGAUCAUCAACAACCUCCCGGCCGUGUGCCCGUUCUCGCAGAAUUCGGCGACGUCAAAGCGUCGGCCUCGGGCCGUUUAGCGGCUGGUACACGCUCGGCGUCCAGGAAAACG